Messenger RNA from Oncorhynchus keta (chum salmon), 5436 nucleotides. RefSeq names its product ribonucleases P/MRP protein subunit POP1-like. The record is from RefSeq and is a predicted model, not a curated record. Gene Ontology annotation, cellular component: nucleolar ribonuclease P complex; ribonuclease MRP complex. Gene Ontology annotation, biological process: tRNA 5'-leader removal. Lineage: Eukaryota; Metazoa; Chordata; Actinopteri; Salmoniformes; Salmonidae.
AUGUCUACAGCCAAGCACAGGAUGCGCGAUAAGAAGAUGAGGAACCAGCCGAUCAACGUCACCUAUUCCUCCCAGGGCAAGAGGGGCUGGGUCCGGGGCCACCAGAGAGAAGGACACGGAUACCCGCAGGCUCUGCCCACACACAUCACUGCCUCAGCGUUUGCCAAGGCCCGGGCUGCAGAGGUGAACGCCAUGUUGAUGGCCGUCACCAAGACAACGGGCAGCUCCCAUGUGUUUGGAGCUCUUCCUAAACACAUGAGGAGGAGGGCCAUGAGUCAUAACACCAAGAGACUGCCCUGCAGGCUGAGAGACAUGGCCAACAACAUGUUGGAGAAGAGUCAGAAGGCUGGUCAGAAGGUGAAGAAGGAACAGUCCAAGAGCAAGAGCCGUAAAGCCCGGCGUCGCCAUGGCAACAUGCUCCUGGAGUUCAACCGCCGCCAGCGGAAGAACCUGUGGCUGGAGACGCACAUCUGGCACGCCAAGCGCUUCCACGUGGUCAAGAGAUGGGGCUACUGUCUGGGAGACAGGCCAACCUACAAGUGUUACAGAGCCUGCUACAGAGCCAUGAGCUCCCACUGUCUCCUACAGGACAUGUCGUACUACUGCUGUGUGGAGUUACAGGGGCCAGGGGAACAGCUGUUAGCUGCUCUGUCUAAGCUGACCAGCAAGGAAACUGGGCCUACGUUUGCAGCAGCCAUGUGUGUGUCAGGCAGGAGACAGGGCAGUGUGGUGGUGUACCGAGCAGGACAGUACCCUCUCCAGCCCCUGGGGCCUGUCACGUUCCUCUGGAGGCCCACAACGCAGGGCCGGGGGGGCCAGGAGGACCAGGGCUCCCAGGGAUCAACACACAGACAGCUGUGGAUCUGGGCUCACCCCGCCAUGAAAACGGACCUCCUCCCGGAGCUGCAGGCUGUCUGUCAGUGUUCUGAGGCUGUCCUUCCACCUGCUCCAGUGGACCUCCCUGUCCCACAGCCAGCCCCUACCCCCACCUUGGCCCCCGGUCCUGGGGCUGGUCCUGAGGCGGUGCAGGCCUCUGGUUCUGGUUCUAAGAGGAAGUGGGCCUCCAGGGAGCCUGAGGCUGCUGGGCCACCAGCCAAGAAGCUCCUGGGAUACAGUACCAUUUCUGCUACCAGACCCGUAACCUGGAGGUCCAGUACCACUGGUAUAGUCAUCAGGUGGGUUCUGACUGGUACCACUGGUAUAGUCAUCAGGUGGGUUCUGACUGGUACCACUGGUAUAGUCAUCAGGUGGGUUCUGACUGGUACCACUGGUAUAGUCAUCAGUGACCUCACCAUGGAGAUGGUGCGGUAUCGUCUGAUUGGACCUCUAUCACAUUCCGUUCUGACUGAAACCCUGGCCCCUGCCACACACUGUGAUGCUCCAGGUAAAUCCAGACCAUCUCCCUUCUGGUGGCCAGAUCACUGCAGAGACGACUGUAACAUGUCUCUUCAUCAACAACAAGCUGGUGUCUUCAACAUGCUCAAAGGUGUGUACUCCACAGCGGAGGUCCCAGCCGGCUCAGUUCUGGGUCUGACGGUGGAUGACCCCAGAUUGACCUUACCAAACAAGAGAAGCAAGGCCGUGUCUGACAUCAGGAAGGCACAAGGAGUGAACGAGGAGAGGAGGAGGGAACUGAUGUUGAAGGGGAUCCCUGAACCGCUCAGCCAGAGUUCCCUGUGGGACCGGUCGGUCCGCGACAACGUCACACACAACAAGAUGACAGACCAGGAAGUAAACAGACUGCGUAAUGAUGUUCUGGUCCCAGGCUCCAGACUCCCCACCCCCCUGCAGGGUAGAGUACCCGUCCUACUGGUGCAGCAGUCUGGGAAGAGCCAGGGCACAGAGAUGGGGUCCUGGGGGGCGGGAUGGGACCUGCUGCUACCCAAGGCCUGGGGCAUGGCCUUCUGGGUCCCUCUGGUUUAUAGAGGAGUACGUAUCGGAGGGCUGAGGAUGAGUCUGAAACACGCCCAGAAUAAAGGAGAGCCUCACUUUCCCCACGACUACCCAGACUGCCCUGCAGGAGCACGCUUCCAGGAAGAGCAGGAGGCUGAGCUGCUGGCCAAGUUCAGGAGGCGCCCGCCAGCCAAACGGACCAAUUACAUCAAACAUGGCUGCCUGGCUCCGUUCCGUUGUCCCUGGCAACAGCUGGUCGAGGAGUGGGAGCUGAUCGUGAAGGAGGAAGCAGGAGGAGGAGGAGAGGAGGCGGUCGCAUCAAUGGAACAGGAAGUGACACCACCACAGAGUAACUUCACAGUCUUGAGGAACAGGAAGUCUCUAAGGCAGCUGUCCGCUUGGUGUCGCCCCACAUCCUCUAAAUGUCAGAGGUCACGUAACCCGGGAUCAACACCACAACUCAACCGUAACGUUGCAGCGUCUCUCCUCUCGGCACACGGUGGCAGCAGCCUGGUGUGGAUCCGUCUCUCCCUCGUCGCCAAGGGCCAACCGGAGCAGCACGCCCUGGUGUGUGUCCCCACCACAGAGGACCUCCAGCUGGUACGUGAGGAGCCGGGCUGCACAGGGCCCCAGGAGCCUCUACACACUGACCACUUCAAGAGCCGCGUCAAACGGCCACGCAAGAAGGACCACAACAAACCUGGAACCUCCUCCUCUUCCUCCGCCAAGCAGUCUGACCCUGCCUCAGUCCCUGGUGUCAACCCUGGUCCUGAUCCUAGCUCCUCCUCCAGCCUCACCAACCCCUCUUCCUCCGCCAAGCAGUCUGACCCUGCCUCUACCUCAGCCCCUAGUGUCAAUCCUGAUCCUAGCUCCUCCUCCAGCCUCACCAACCCCUCUUCCUCCUGUACCUCAGCCCUGACUCUUGGUCUCUGGCCGGAGCCCCUUCCCAGCGUCACCUCCCACUGCUCCAGGGUGACUCUGGGCUGGGUGACCCAGGGGGACUUCUCCCUGUCGGCUGGCUGUGGAGAGGCUCUGGGGCUCCUCAGCCUUACUGGUCUCCUACACACCCUGCUCAGACAGCCUGACGGCCAGAGAGGACUGGUGCUGCUACGGAACCCCGGGUCACUGCAAUACCGUUUCGCUAAGAUCAACAUAGAGAUCUGAGGAGUACUGCAGGUUCAAUCCCACAUCGCAACAGUACCGCUUCCCUAAGAUCAACAUAGAGGUCUGAGGAGUACUGCAGGUUCAAUCCCACAUCGCAACAGUACCGCUUCCCUAAGAUCAACAGAGGUCUGAGGAGUACUGCAGGUUCAAUCCCACAUCGCAACAGUACCGCUUCCCUAAGAUCAACAUAGAGGUCUGAGGAGUACUGCAGGUUCAAUCCCACAUCGCAACAGUACCGCUUCCCUAAGAUCAACAGAGGUCUGAGGAGUACUGCAGGUUCAAUCCCACAUCACAACAGUACCGCUUCCCUAAGAUCAACAGAGGUCUGAGGAGUACUGCAGGUUCAAUCCCACAUCACAACAGUACCGCUUCCCUAAGAUCAACAGAGGUCUGAGGAGUACUGCAGGUUCAAUCCCACAUCACAACAGUACCGCUUCCCUAAGAUCAACAGAGGUCUGAGGAGUACUGCAGGUUCAAUCCCACAUCACAACAGUACCGCUUCCCUAAGAUCAACAGAGGUCUGAGGAGUACUGCAGGUUCAAUCCCACAUCACAACAGUACCGCUUCCCUAAGAUCAACAGAGAUCUGAGGAGUACUGCAGGUUCAAUCCCACAUCGCAACAGUACCGCUUCCCUAAGAUCAACAUAGAGGUCUGAGGAGUACUGCAGGUUCAAUCCCACAUCGCAACAGUACUGCUUCUCUACGUAAAGCCACAGACUGUGUUCUGAGUAAAACACUGUGCCAAGUGUGAGUCCCUUCACCCCAACCCCUGUUAGGGGUACUAGAUAUGAAAUAAAACACUGUGCCUAGUGUGAGUCCCUUCACCCCAACCCCUGUUAGGGGUACUAGAUAUGAAAUAAAACACUGUGCCUAGUGUGAGUCCCUUCACCCCAACCCCUGUUAGGGGUACUAGAUAUGAAAUAAAACACUGUGCCUAGUGUGAGUCCCUUCACCCCAACCCCUGUUAGGGGUACUAGAUAUGAAAUAAAACACUGUGCCUAGUGUGAGUCCCUUCACCCCAACCCCUGUUAGGGGUACUAGAUAUGAAAUAAAACACUGUGCCUAGUGUAAGUCCCUUCACCCCAACCCCUGUUAGGGGUACUAGAUAUGAAAUAAAACACUGUGCCUAGUGUGAGUCCCUUCACCCCAACCCCUGUUAGGGGUACUAGAUAUGAAAUGCCUGGCAUGCACACACAACAUUAUAGAUAUGAAAUGCCUGGCAUGCACACACAACAUUAUAGAUAUGAAAUGCCUGGCAUGCACACACAACAUUACCCAUACUGAAUGACACAUUGUUUGAGUGGAUGAACUUUAAAUUGAUAAUAAUUCCCUGUAAGGUUUUCUGGGAGUUUUUCAUUUGAGUUGAAAUGAGUUUAAAAAAAAAAUGUUUGUUCAAUAUUGUUUUCACCGAAGCGACUGCCUUCAGAUUGUCACUGUGUGUGUACUGGUUCUGUAGAGAAGACAGUCAUUAUGUACUGGUUCUGUAGAGAAGACAGUCAUUCUGUACUGGUUCUGUAGAGAAGACAGUCAUUAUGUACUGGCUCUGUAGAGAAGACACCAGUCAUUAUGUACUGGCUCUGUAGAGAAGACACCAGUCAUUAUGUACUGUCUCUGUAGAAAGACACCAGUCAUUAUGUACUGGUUCUGUAGAGAAGACACCAGUCAUUAUGUACUGGUUCUGUAGAGAAGACACCAGUCAUUAUGUACCGGUUCUGUAGAGAAGACACCAGUCAUUAUGUACUGGUUCUGUAGAGAAGACACCAGUCAUUAUGUACUGGUUCUGUAGAGAAGACACCAGUCAUUAUGUACUGGUUCUGUAGAGAAGACACCAGUCAUUAUGUACUGGUUCUGUAGAGAAGACACCAGUCAUUAUGUACUGGUUCUGUAGAGAAGACAGUCGUUCUGUACUGGUUCUGUAGAGAAGACAGUCGUUCUGUACUGGUUCUGUAGAAGACAGUCAUUAUGUACUGGUUCUGUAGAGAAGACACCAGUCAUUAUGUACUGGUUCUUUAGAGAAGACAGUCGUUCUGUAGAGAAGACAGUCAUUAUGUACUGGUUCUGUAGAGAAGACACCAGUCAUUAUGUACUGGCUCUGUAGAGAAGACACCAGUCAUUAUGUACCGGUUCUGUAGAGAAGACACCAGUCAUUAUGUACUGGUUCUGUAGAGGAGACACCAGUCAUUAUGUACUGGUUCUGUAGAGAAGACAGUCAUUAUGUACUGGUUCUGUAGAGAAGACACCAGUCAUUAUGUACCGGUUCUGUAGAGAAGACACCAGUCAUUCUUUGGUUUGCCUGAUUACCAUUUUUGUGAAAACAUCUUUGUUUGGAUUUGAGAGCUGUAGUUGAAACGGUUGACAAUAAAAAUCCCUCUACUCCAA